CCUAAUGCAUAAUUACCAUCAAGUGCAAGAUGAAAUUAAGAAUAAAACUAAAAUUUAUCAAUAAACCCAUCAACCAUAUGUUUUUUAGCAUAAUCCAGUGCCUUCUUCCCACCCAUCAGCCAUAUGUUUCUGAGCACAUAGAACAUAUCAAGGAUUUGAAAACACAGAUUAUUAACAACGAAUAUGCAUAUCUGGUUGGCGGGGAUGUAGUCUUUACUGUUGAUAAAUUUCCAAAUUAUGGCCAGUUAUUUGGACAAAAAUUGGAACACAAUCGGGCUGGUGAACGAGUUGCUGUUGAUUCAAGGAAGCGUAAUCCAGCAGACUUUGCAUUGUGGAAGGAAUCUGCAGUCUGCAAAGCCUGGUGAACCAAGUUGGGAAAGCCCUUGGGGACCUGGUAAACCUGGAUGGCACAUUGAAUGUAGUGCAAUGAGUGCACAUUAUAUGACAUUCAAGUUUAAUAUUCAUGGCGGCUGUAUUGACUUGAUUUUUCCACAUCAUGAGAAUGAGAUUGCCCAAAGACUACACCAGUAGGGACAACGAUAAUUUCCGAAAGGACAAAAAGGGCAGGGUGGGAGGUGACUUCUGCGACGAAGGGGCUGAGGGCGGAGCCAUCGAGUGAUGAGGCUUGCUUCACGAAGUGAUCAAUGACCUCCUCUUGCUUUUGCUUUCUAAGGGUGUAAAGAUAAAUUUUUAUAUAUUGAAUUGAGUUUGUGAUGGUAGUUUAGAUAGUAAAUUUGGGUUUAAAGAGAGAUUGAUUCUUUAAUUAAAAAUAAUAUGG
Molecule: messenger RNA, 778 nt
Organism: Malus domestica (apple)
Lineage: Eukaryota; Viridiplantae; Streptophyta; Magnoliopsida; Rosales; Rosaceae
Source: RefSeq, a predicted model, not a curated record